Molecule: messenger RNA, 8387 nt
Organism: Alligator mississippiensis (American alligator)
Lineage: Eukaryota; Metazoa; Chordata; Crocodylia; Alligatoridae
Gene: CHIC2
Product: cysteine rich hydrophobic domain 2
Exons: 6
Coding region: 121-618 (165 amino acids)
Source: RefSeq, a predicted model, not a curated record
CCAGCCCCGCCCCGCCCCGCCCGGGGCCCUGACGGGCGCUUCCGCCCCGGAGCCGCAGCGACGCCGGCUCGGCCUUGCUGCUUCACUCGCCUAGCCGCUCUGUGCCGGCGCGGCGCGGCCAUGGCGGACUUCGACGAGAUCUACGAGGAGGAGGAGGACGAGGAGCGCGCGCUGGAGGAGCAGCUGCUCAAGUACUCGCCCGACCCCGUGGUGGUGCGCGGCUCCGGCCAUGUCACCGUGUUUGGACUGAGCAAUAGAUUUGAAUCUGAAUUCCCUUCAUCAUUAACUGGAAAGGUUGCACCAGAGGAAUUUAAAGCCAGCAUCAGCAGAGUUAACAGUUGUCUUAAGAAGAACCUUCCUGUUAAUGUCCGAUGGUUACUUUGUGGCUGCCUUUGUUGCUGCUGUACCUUAGGUUGUAGUAUGUGGCCAGUUAUUUGCCUCAGUAAAAGAACACGAAGAUCGAUUGAGAAGUUAUUAGAAUGGGAAAACAAUAGGUUAUACCACAAGCUGUGCUUGCAUUGGAGACUGAGCAAAAGGAAAUGUGAAACGAAUAACAUGAUGGAAUAUGUCAUCCUUAUAGAAUUUUUACCAAAGACUCCAAUUUUUCGACCAGAUUAGCAUUUAUUUAUAGAGACUUACUCAAGUAUGUUGUCUUUUCCAAUGGUGCCUUGCUUGGUGCUCUCCUGGUGGUGACAUAGCAUUGGUUCUACAGAAUCUUGUGGUGUUUUUGUUCUUCAUUUUGGUUUUUAAUAACAGCAUGUUCUAAGUGCAUUUUGUCAAACUUUGCAAAAGUCAUUUCAUGCAAAUGUUAAAUACUACUUAAGUUAUUACUUGUACUUUUUCUGUUUGUUCACGUAUCUUGGUUUUUUUCAGGCGUGUGUGUGUAUGUAUGUGUGUGUGUGUGUGUGUGUGUAUGUGUGUGUGUAUAUAUAUAUAUAUGUGUGUGUGUGUGUGUGUGUGUGUAUAUGUGUGUGUGUGUGUGUGUGUAUAUGUGUGUGUGUGUGUGUGUGUGUGUGUGUGUAUAUGUAUAUAUAUGUAUAUAUAUAUAUAUAUAUAUAUAUAUAUAUAUAUAAAUAAAAAUACAGCUGAAAUAGUCUACAAGUCAGCAGGUAUUUUUCCCCCUGAAAAUAAUUUAAUCAUUUGAUUGUAAAUUGUAUAAGUUUUAAUGAUGUACCUCAGUAAAACUUCUAUAAACCUCCCCAAAUUUUGCCAGUGACAUUCCAGUCAUAAUUUUUAUUUCUUUUGGGAUAUCAGUCAGCCACCUCCAGUUUGUAUAGUGAGAUGCAUUUGCUUUUGAAACUAUAUUUUUUGGAACCCAGAUGUCACUGCACCAUUACAAGUCUCUUUACUGUUUAAUGAAGAGAUCCUGUCAGCUGGUUCUGAGGAAGAUCUACUUUAAUAGUUAAUAAACCAGAAGUAUAAUUAUUUUACUUAGACUAGAAGAAACACUGAAGGAUUUGCAUGCAUCUUGUGAUUUGUAGAGCUCAGGAUCACAAAAAUACACUAGUAUUGCAACUUAAUGUAUAUAUUAUACGACAGGCUAAUGCCAUAUAACAGCUUUACUCUUAUUGUUUACCAGCUAUUGUACACAGGGGUGCAAAAUAAUUGUUUCAGUAAAUUUAUUAUCCAGGAAAGUCUCUUUCAGUAGCUCAGAAAAAGUUACCUGGUAGGCAAGUGGGUUUGAGAGAAAUCUUGAACAUUACAGUUCAGGUCAAAAUGCAGAUACAAACAGAUGCUAUGUAGCUCAAAGUCAAGUCAGGUAUGCUGGACAAUAAUGAAGACUUUAUUUACUGCACCCUGGUUUCUGCUCAUUCUGGUUUACAGAGUUUUUUCUGCACAGGUAUGUUUUUUUAACUGAAUACAUGAUGUAAUGCUUGGGUCAGGUCAGUUGUAUUUAAUUCCUUUAACUUAUCUCUCUUGGUUGUACAUAUCUUAACACACAUUUUUCUUUUAAUAGCUACUCAAUCUUUAAGUAUAUAUUUGAAAGUACUGUACAUGAACUGUGCUGUACAGUACUGUACAUGAACUGUGCUGUACAGUACUGUACAUGAACUGUGCUGUACAGUACUGUACAUGAACUGUGCUGUACAGUACUGUACAUGAACUGUGCUGUACAGUACUGUACAUGAACUGUGCUGUACAGUACUGUACAUGAACUGUGCUGUACAGUACUGUACAUGAACUGUGCUGUACAGUGUAUUCUAAUAAUUUGCUCCUCUAAUGGCUGUGGUAGCAAGCAAUAAUGUGAAUAACUAUGAAAAACAAAUUAUACCCUGCUUAAUAUUUGUAUGAAUGGAAAGUUGACACCACUAGAAGAAUAACAUCCUCUUUUUAAUCUUUUAAAUAUAAGUUUCAUUUUUUGCAGUAAUAUACAUAUCUUCAUGUUGCAAACUAUUUUUAUAUGCUUCUUCAAAAUAAUUAUUCUAUAUAUAUCUUCCAGUCAGUGUUAUAGUCUCCAUUAUUUGAUAUCAGAAGCUGUCUAGAAGGUGUUAAGAGCUCUCUUAAUCUGUGUUCUCCAUACAUGCCUCAAACUUGAGAUCUUCCAUUACUCAACUUCUGUCUUAUUUCAGACUUUGAAAAUAGCUCUGCCUCUAUUUCUUGUGUUAUGUUUUAUUGUACCAAAGUUCUCAGUUGACUAUGUAAAAUAAAUUAUGACCUAAUUAUAAUGAAACCCCAUGGGAUUGUAAGACAAGUUCAUUGGAAGAGGGUGUUUGCUAUAAUAGGGUUAGUCAGUUCACUAUAUUGUAACAAUUGCAACAGCAGGAACUGCAUUUUUUCAUUAUGACAAGUGGGGGUUGUUAUAAUGAGGCUGUAGAUGUUUCUCAGAGGUAGUGUUGUACAUUUAUAAUCUUUUCCAGUUCUGGGUGAUAUGUCAUCUGUAUGGAGAAAUACCUGUGGGUAUGCCUACACUGUAGUCACUGCUGCACCUGUAGCUCGUGGAGAUCUACUCAAGUUAGCUUUAAAUUAGCUAGGUCAGGUACUGCUAAUAAUGCAGCUGCAUAGUAUGCAGUUCACACAGACUGGCCACUUGGUUAUUUUCCCAGGUUCUCUAGGUUUUGCAGCUGUGUUGAGUUCUGUACUAGCUCAAGUGUACUGUCAAUACUACUAGGGUUACCAUAUUUCUAGGUCCAAAAAAGAGGACACCUGUCACUGGGGGUGGGGGGGGGCAGGAGGGGGGUAGAAUAUGAUGAUGGGGGGAGGGGUGCCCUGUCCAUUCUUUUGCCCCUCACUGACAAGCCACCUACCCCCGCUCCCAUCCCUGCUGUUGCCCCUCACUCUGGACCCACUGACCCCAGCACUGCCAGUGCCCCUCCCUCCCAAACAGCAGUACCCUGGCCCCUACCUCUUGGCGCCCUUUACUCUGAACCCGCAGCCCCUGGUGCUUCCAGUGCCUGGCUCACCCAACCCACAAUCACCCAUCCCAUCCCCUGUGCCCCUCUCCCUACCUGCAGCCCCUGCCCCCCUACCAGUGCCCCUCACUCCUGACCUGUAAUCCCUUGCUCCUCAGCCCUGCUAGUGCCCCUCACCCCCGACCUGCAGCCCCCCAGUAGCUCAGGCAGUGCCUCUCACCCCCGAUCUGCGGCUCCUGCCCCCCCAAACCCUGCUGGUGCCCCUCACUCCCCACCCACAGGCCCCCCUACCUAGUGAUGCCCCUCACUCCCAACCCUGCUGCCCAAGCAGCUCCUGCAUUGCUAUCUCACUCUCCAUCCCUCCCUCCCUCCCCCUGGCUGUUUUUUGCUGUUCCUCUGCUCUGUUCCUCUGUAAGCAGCUGGCGUGGAAAGGCAGAAGAACAGCAAAAAACCUGGACAUUUUGCUCUUAUUUUAAAAACCCACCUGGACGCAGCACGGGGCCAAAAAAGAGGACAUGUCUGGGGAAACCCGGAUGUAUGGUAACCCUAAGUACUACCCAAGCUCACUAGAUUGAAGCUAGCAGUGACUGCAAUAUACAUGUAUCCUGACUGGUUUAAAGGCUUACAAGGGACGUAUACCAAGUGAAAACUUCAUAUGUGGUACUGUCCUGUCUCAAGAAUGUGACUGGUCAGGUGUGGAAUUUGAAUUAAAAUUACUGUAAUCCAGUUGGUUAACAGACUUUGUGGCUAAUUUUUUUCUUAAAUCUCUGGGUUGCCCCUUGAAAUUUCCAUUGUAAAGUAAAGGUCCAAAAGAAGCUCUUAUCCUUUUGUAGGUCACUGACUCUGGAAUUUCAUCAUAUAAAGGAUGUGUUAAAAUAUCUGAAAUCAUGCUUUAAGAAUCAAUUCUCAUCAAACUCAAGGUCUCUGACUGGGGGUGGCAUAUAGGGAAAUAGGCAUUUGGGAUCAUAUAGGCCGUUAUGCUUGACCAGGAUUCUCAAAUGCUUGUAGUUUUCUUGACAGGCAAGCCCAUUCGUCUAGUUAUAAAAUUUCUUUACACAAGUCCUUAAGCCUCUGAGCAAGAAUCAUAGAAAUUGGAGAUGACCAAGACAGCAAGUCAUUGAGUUAAUCUCUGUAGUGCACUGUAGAGAAUUUUUAAAAUAAAUUUUAAUCUCCAAAAUUCUGUUUGAGCUAUAGUUACUUUACAUGUUUCUAACAAUGGGGUUUAUGCUACCUUCCAUGCCCUAAUUUGGGCAGACCAGAAAACAAUGGUAAAGGGAAACAAAGUAUUAAAGAGACUAUUUGCUUUUAAUGGGGGUGUGGGGUGUGUAAGCCUUUUGCUUUUCUGAAGGAUAUAUUUGUGCUAUUGUUUAUAGAAGAAGUGCUCAACCCCCAGCCUGUUGUCCAGGUCCAGCCCAUGAAGACAUGUCAUCCAGCCUGCGAUGAUCCCCACAGUUCCAACAGUUUGGGGGUGGGGGAACAGUGCAGUGUUAAUUGCCACUCCCCAACUGUCAGAUUUCUGGACCUAUGGAAAUCCCAGUGGGCUGGAUAGUGUGGCUCUGUGUACUAGAUUGGACAAACAGAAUGGCCCCGUGCCUGUCACAAGGCCGAAAGGUCUGAGCACCACUGCUUUAUAUAAAUGUAAAGCAUUUAACACACUAGGAUCGGAUUUGUUAGACUUCUAGCAAUGCUAAUAAUUAGUUAACAGUGCUGCUCAUCUAUACCAUUCAUCAAUAUUUGCUUGAUCAGUGAAGACUGGCUACCCUCUUGGUAUAUUUCAUCUUUAAUUUACAUAUGUAUCUACUUAUGCCUAUUUCAUCCUUAGGAGAAAACACCUGGUGAUAAAAGCAUCAAUGGCUAUCUGUGAUAGUUGAUUAUAAGCAUAGUUGCCUUUGACUGUUUGGCCAAGACUUCCCUUCCUUUUUUUGUAAACACUGACAUUUGGUAAGCCCCUUAGUGAGGGUAUUUUAACUAUAUUUAUGCAUAUAAAUAAAUUAAAACCUUUCAGAAUAUCCAUUAGAAUAACAGUUUUUCAUAACUGUAUUGGAUUCUGAGAACUUGUAGUUGGCUACUAAAUGACAUGUGAAAGGGUUCAAAAUUAUUUUGAUUUUUUCCCCCCUCAAAAUUUACCAAUUAAAUGUUGUCAGCUCAUAAUUUUAUAGCAAGUUGCAUAAUAUUUAGGGCUUUUUCAUAAUGCUUCAACUCCUGAAAACACAUGAAUAGGUGUAAAGGUCAGCUUCUAUUUUUUUAGGUUAAUGUGACAGCUCUCAUUGCUGCAGACAAGGUUUUAAGCACUAAAGGCUCAGAAACCAGAAGGCAAAGAAAAAGCACUCCGAAUUUAUUCUUUUUAACACUCAUAAUUUUCACACUAGUCACAUGACUUUUGUAGCCUGAUUUAUGAUUUUUGAACAUUUGGGGUUGGCAAUCCUGAAAAUUACCACAUUUUUCAAAUACAGGUUUCCUUUGCUUUAUGCUGUACAUGCAUUCCUGGAAAAUGGUGCAUAACUCAAAUUCGCAUAAAGGGAAUCCACUUUACAAUGUAAUAAAUAUCGGAGACGUUUCAAGACGUCGACUGUACUGACCCCCAGACCCAUUUCUACCCCUUUUUACAGGACAGUUUUGGUACUUCCCAACAGCAGACAAUACACACAAGCACAAGGCACUAUCAUAAUGGGGAUAGCAACUACAGAAACACGUGUCGCAGACAACAAGCGAGGAGCACAGAUCCACACAGAAGACUAUAUUUGGGUGUGCAUCACUCCCACAAUGCACAGCACAAAGCAGCUUUCACCACAUGGAUUGUAUAAGAGUGAAUUUACCUCACAUAUAAUGAUUUUUUGGUAUAAAAAGGGUCAUCACAUAAGAGCAAAUUCACACAUACAGAACCUGCAUGAAUCAAGGGAAACCUGUACUGAGCAAUUUAAACAAGUUCCUUAACUAAAGUGUUUAUAUCUGAAGCAAACAGUCUAAGAUUACUAAAAUCCCUGCCCUUUUUCUGCAAAGACCUGUCAGUAUACUCAGAAGUAGAUAUAGUAUAUUCAAAGUACUUCAUUUGGAUAAAUAAAAGAAAUACGAUGUUAUGUUAAGGGCCUUUUAAUUCCUAUAUGAGAUCAAAACCCAGAAGUUUCUAAAGUAAAAUUGUUUAUAAUUAAUAAUGGAUGCACCUUAGUCCCAGAAGUUGUUUUGGAUUCCUUGUAGGAAUUCAGUCAGUAUGAGAGGUGCUUUCAGUCUGGCUGGCUUUGGAUCCACGACUAAAACCACUUAUGCUUCUGCUUGAAUAAUUUGCUAAUGAAAAGACAGUAUUUCAGAAGUAAAAUCUGUAUUCAUUGCCACUAAUUUGCUGUAAUUUCUGUGAUUUUCUUCCCCAGACCCACAUGGCAUUGCCAUCCCACGCAGCUUUCUAAGUAUAGUGUUUAAUUUCUGUGUUAGCCAUACCUCUGAAGAAAAAACUAAUUCCCCAAAACUCUUAGGAAAAAUUAAAACAAAAGUAGUAGGCUGUUCAUAUGAAGUUUUAUGAAAUUGCAUCUGAAAAGAUGAUGUGGACUUAAGUGUGUAUGACUGUUUCAGAAUGUUGUUGAACUAUGGCCACAAGAGCCUACAUCACACAGGAUGUUAGACCGACAUAAGCAUUUUAGAACUUCAGAAUAAGAGAAAUAAAUCUAUUUGCUUUAUUUGAGCCCUUAAACAUGGAACUAAGAAAUUCCAAUGACUUUCUCCCUGGAAAGCAUUUCCUAUCAAUUCUCUUUCUAUGAAAGGUGUAGCAUAGUGAGGAGAUUCUGGAGGUGGUGAAAAUGGUUGUUUUUUGUCACAGAUACAACAGGGAGAAGUAUAGAAGCAAACAUUCUCCUUAAUGCAUGAAGUAGCUCAUGUGCUGUUCCCAUUAGUGCAGUGCUGUAGAUCUCAGGCCAAAUUAAUGUGUUCUGAUUUAUGGAUAACAGUUCUUGGUAGCAUGUCUAGCUUCACACUUUACUGUAUUGUAUACUGACAGUCAACAUUCAGCAUGGUUUGGUGCAUCUUAAAACUACUUAAAAGGCCUUUUAAAACUGGAAUGGAGCUUUAAAGCUACCUUUGCUUUUAGCCCAUCACAUCUGGAUGCAACCAGUUUUCAUAAUAAGAGGCUUUUUUUUGUUUGGUAGAAGAAGCCCUUUUAAACAUUUAAUCCAGGCAUGUGUCCUUUGAUACUGCUUCAUUAAAAUCAGUUUGUCUCAGAGUAUUUGUGAAAGCUACACAAAUAAGGCAGGGGUGCAAUCAAGAUAAUUAUAGUAAGUUUUAGUGGGAAGGCAAGGUGCAAGAUACCAAAACUGUCUUGAGUUUGUCUAUAUAAAAUGGUAUUGAGGGAUGAUAGUUAUAUUGAAGUUAGUAGAAUCCUUUGUAGGAAUUUGCGUAGACUUUUAAUUCCUGCUACUACAUUCUAGGUUUUGGGCGAGUGCAACAUUGACCUCUUGGCUGUACUCUAAUGAAUGGUAAUUUCUUACAUUGUAUUUCUUAUAAAGAAAGUUUCCCUCUUAAAGACAGAAUCUUCUAGUGUUCUGAAAACUGGUCCCCCUUAGCUUAAAUUUUUUAAGUGUCCAUAUAAAAAGGAGUUAUUCAGGAAAGCUGCCAGCUUUAAAUAUUUACCACUCUCUUCCAAGGCUGAAGACUAUAAUGCAUGGCUAAUUGUUUCCAAAAAAAUUUCCUAACUUGUCACAUGACAGGAGCUGUCUGGACUAUGUAACGACCCAAGAGCAGGGUCUGGUGGGAAUUAACUUAAGUUCAGAUAAGUUAGGAAGAUUUAGUAGUCAGCUAUCUUGAACUGCUGUCAGAUGUUCACCUUCGAAGGACAGAAACUACGUUUUAAAGUAUUCCUUGCGAUUUACUUUCAUUUCCAUAUGUUAUUUUGAAUGUUAUUUUGCCUUGUGUUAAAUUCUAAAACCAGUGAUUGUAACCCAAAAUUUUCUUUCAGUUUCUAUGAAAUGUAUUUUAAAUUUCUUAAACCAUUUUAUAGACCAUAUUAUAGAUCAGAUAUACUGGUACAAUGAAAGAAUAAAGUAUUUUCAGGUG